GCUCUUCUUCUUCUUCUUCUUCUUCUUCUUCUUCUUCUUCUUCAACUUCUAGCAUUCAGUGCAUACCCUCUCUUUGUCUUCUCAAGGAAAGAUGAGCAGACCAGGAGAUUGGAACUGUAGGUCAUGCCAGCACCUAAACUUCCAGAGGAGAGAUUCAUGUCACCGAUGUGGGGAGCCGAAACAUGGAGAGAGAGGUGACUAUGGAAGUUUUGGUGGGAGAGGUGGUUCACCAUUUGGAUUUACUGGCCCUGAUGUGAGGCCGGGUGAUUGGUAUUGUGCUGUUGGCAACUGUGGUGCCCAUAACUUUGCCAGUCGCUCGAGCUGCUUCAAAUGCGGCAUGUUUAAGGAGGAAUCGUCAGGUGGCUUCGAUGGUGAUUUGUCCCGUGCAAGAGGUUAUGGGUUUGGCGGAGGUGGCAGUGGCAACAAUCGCUCUGGAUGGAAAUCCGGUGAUUGGAUUUGCACUAGGUCAGGAUGCAACGAGCACAACUUUGCUAGUCGAAUGGAAUGUUUCAAAUGCAAUGCACCGAGGGACUCUGGUAGUAUGUCCUCAUAUGCAUCAUAAAAUGUCCAAUUUUUGCCAAGGUACUUGAGUCCGAAGGAGAGAAUUAUAUGGAAGGCCAUUCAACUUGAUUUGCCAAGUUGAUCUGUUUUGCUCCUACCCUAUUCCUAUUGUUUUUAUUUUUAUUUUUAAUAUUUAUCUUCUUCCUCUUGUCUCCUAUAGAGAGCUUUUAAUAUGAAUUAUGGAUGAAAAUUCUUGUUCAAGUAGGGGUUCAAUCUUUCAUUUUGUGAGCUUUCUUUGAUUAUCAAAUAUAGCCAUGUAGUAGUUCUUCUGUUGUCUGUCUAUUAUCAGCUUGUGUGUUCUGAGAGGGUUUCUUUCUAGUAUAUUAUUGUUAUUAUUUGGCACAAAAAAGUGUUCCCAAACAAGACUUAUGAAAGCUCCUCCGAUUAUAUUAUUGCA
Camellia sinensis is the source of this 958-nucleotide messenger RNA. Its product is annotated as RNA-binding protein involved in heterochromatin assembly dri1. Lineage: Eukaryota; Viridiplantae; Streptophyta; Magnoliopsida; Ericales; Theaceae. The record is from RefSeq and is a predicted model, not a curated record. Gene Ontology annotation, cellular component: cytoplasm. Gene Ontology annotation, molecular function: mRNA binding.